AUGGCGCAACCUCUUUCUGUUGACGCAACAGAGGUUUGGGAUGGGGUGGACGGGAGCUGGUCGACGUUCAUCGUCCGCGUAGGAACUCCUGAGCAGUAUUUCAGUGUAUUGCCAUCCACAGCAAAUCAGCAGACAUGGGUGCCAAUACCAGAAGGUUGCGACAGCAGCCGCGUUGGAAACUUUAGUAACUGCGGAGAUAGCCGAGGGGUCUGGCCAUUCGAGAACGAAAACAGCAAGGGCUUCCAAUCAAACCAGUCGUCUACCUGGGAGACCAUUGGCAUCUACGAGCUGUACCUCGAGGAGCAUCUGGGGAUAGACGGGAACGGGCUAUUCGGAUAUGAUUCCGUGGGCCUCGGCGCAUCAGGCACCGCGGUAGAGAAGCAGGUCGUGGCCGGUAUUGCUACAUCGAACUUCUGGCUCGGCUCGCUUGGACUUGGGGCGAACUACACCAACUUCUCUGAUGAGGAACAACCGUCAUCCUUGUUGCGGACACUGAAAGACUCGGGAUCCAUACCGAGUUUAUCGUACGGUUACACAGCUGGAGCUCCUUAUAGAUAUUCGAAAGUCGUCGGCAGUUUGACCCUUGGAGGUUAUGAUUCCUCGCGAUUCACCACCAACUCUAUCUCGUUUCCGUUCGGUUCCGAUUCGGAACGUCCGUUGGUCGUUGGACUCCAGUCGGCGAUUGGGACAGACACUCCCAACGGGACGGUCUCUCUCUCAGGGGUUGGCAGCGGAAUCCUUGCAGUAAUCGACUCGACUGUUCCAGACUUGUGGCUACCUGAGGCGUGGUGCGACCUUUUCGAGGAUGUGUUCGGGCUUAACUACGUCGAAGAGACGGGUCGAUAUCUGGUCGAUGACGAUCAACACGCAGCGCUGUUACAACUCCAGCCAACUCUCACAUUCACACUGGGCGCUAGCACCACGGGCGGCACUAUUAGUAGAUUCGAUCUCCCUUACGCUGCCUUUGAUCUCGAAGGGCAGUACCCUGUGUUCCCGAACGCGACGCGAUAUUUCCCUAUAAGAAGGGCAGCGAAUGACUCGCAGUACACUAUCGGUCGUGUGUUCCUCCAAGAGACUUAUUUGACGGUCGACAGUGAACGCGGCAUCUUUAAUGUCUCGCAAGCUAAGUUCUCGAACCCGCUGCCUUCAUCGGAGCUGGUUGCUAUAGUAUCGCCGUCGGAUGCCACGAACUCGACCGCAGGCGGGAAUUCUACGUCAUCGGUGGUUUCCGAGGAUACUGAGAAUGGAAUCGGAGGAGGCGCAAUUGCUGGUAUAGUUGUUGGUGUCGUGGGCGCGCUGAUGAUUGUGGCCGGACUCCUGUUCUGGUGGCUCCGACGUCGCCGCAACCAGCGUGGUGAAUGGCCAGAUGCGGGGACCACCGAACACAGCGCCGAGGACGGGCGACCACCUCAGUAUGGAGGUGAAUUGAUUGGCAGUGCUGCCAAUGUCCCUGAGCUAUCUGACGGAAAAGCGAGGACGGAGACAGCGACACCAAAGUCGAGACAUGAGGCGGCGAGUGCCACGCCUCUUUCAGAGGCAGGGGGCAGGGAAAAGUAUGAGGCGGAAGGUAGUACGCCAUUCUCAGAAGCGGCGGGGACAGAGAGAUACGAGGCCGAGGGAAGCACCCCAAUGUUCGAGGCGGCUGGAACGCCUAAGUACGAGGCUGAAGGGGAUACGCCCAUGUUUGAGGCAGACGGACGCUCACGUCAACGUGUAUACGAGGCAGAGGGUAGCACACCUGUGUACGAACUUCCAGCGGGAUAA
Messenger RNA from Diaporthe amygdali, 1764 nucleotides. RefSeq lists its product as uncharacterized. The transcript is spliced from 3 exons. Gene Ontology annotation, molecular function: aspartic-type endopeptidase activity. Gene Ontology annotation, cellular component: fungal-type vacuole. The record is from RefSeq and is a predicted model, not a curated record. Bases 1 to 1764 code for a protein of 587 amino acids. Gene Ontology annotation, biological process: proteolysis. Lineage: Eukaryota; Fungi; Ascomycota; Sordariomycetes; Diaporthales; Diaporthaceae.